Molecule: messenger RNA, 246 nt
Organism: Haemonchus placei
Lineage: Eukaryota; Metazoa; Nematoda; Chromadorea; Rhabditida; Trichostrongylidae
Source: the annotation of a GenBank genome assembly
AUGGCGGGAUGUUCGACAACGAGAUGCUUCGUUGGUUUCUCUUUUUGUGCUCUUGCCUCUUCAUUUCAUAAUAGAAGGCAGCUUCAGCUCAGUCGAAACAAAUGCAUCACCCAAAUUCUUGGCGGUAAAGAGAUUAAAUUCUGUUGCUGUAACACUGGUGACCUCUGCAACUCGAAGCUCACGAAUCUCUCGUUUUUUGAGAAAGUGAAGGAGCGCGCCAAGGGCUUUUUAAAAAUCAUCGGUUAA